This is a messenger RNA of Papaver somniferum (opium poppy), 879 nucleotides long. Its product is annotated as auxin-responsive protein SAUR50-like. Gene Ontology annotation, biological process: response to auxin. The record is from RefSeq and is a predicted model, not a curated record. The coding region runs from base 84 to 566 and encodes 160 amino acids. NCBI's taxonomy places the organism in Eukaryota, Viridiplantae, Streptophyta, Magnoliopsida, Ranunculales, Papaveraceae. The transcript has a single exon.
UGCUUUGAAAACGGCAUUUAUUUAUUUUUCCCCGUCUCAUUUUCUCUUUGCUUUCAUUUUGUCACACAUUCUCCCUCCAGAAAAUGUCUGCAUGCAUAGCAAAGUGUGGCAGGAUCCGUCACAUUGUUCAACUCAGGCAAUUGCUAAGGAGAUGGCGCCAAAAAGCAGCAUUAAGAAGCUACAACUCCUCCUCAGCAACCAAGAAGAUCCCAACAGAUGUCCCUUCAGGGCAUGUAGCCGUUGCAGUAGGAAACAGUGGCAAAAGAUACAUUGUACGUGCGAGUCACCUUAACCAUCCAAUCUUCAAGAAAUUGCUAGUUCAGGCUGAAGAAGAAUAUUGUUUUGGUAAUAAUCAUGGUCCACUAGCCAUUCCAUGCGAUGAGUCUCUUUUCGAAGAAAUUCUUCGAUUUCUAUCUAGAUCCGAUUCGAGUAACUCCGCUCGGUUUUUCACUCUUGAUGAUUUUCAAAGACACUGUAAUGCCAGGUUGAGAUCAACAACAGCUCUAGAUUUUUGGUCAGAUUCUAGGCCACUUCUUAAAGGUCAUUGUGACAAAUCGAUCUGGUAAUUUUCUGACUCGGUUUAGGUUUAUCAAGACUCUCAAGUGUCAAGUGGCAGCCGUGCCUGACUCGGUUUAAUUGACCGAGUUCAAGAGCAAUGAAAGCAAGUUCAAGGGUGAACCGACCGAGUUUGAUGAGAAGAUGGGCGAUGGGUUACUAAAAUUCUUUAUACAAGUUUAAACGGAUAUUGAGAUUAAUUUUGAUUUGGAGAAUCAAAUAGGAGAUGGCAUUUGGUGAGUUUAAACCGAGUCGUCCCGUAAUGAAUCGGAGGAAAAAUCAAAAUUUUAGUUAAGGUGACAAAAAGAUGAUAGAGAGUGAGAG